CCCUAUUUCUAAAGUUCUCCUCUUUAGCGCGAUCAUCUGCACUUGCUCAAGCAUGGCGACGGCGAAGACUGUGAAGGACGUCUCUCCUCACGAAUUCGUGAAAGCCUAUGCGGCACAUCUUAAGAGAUCUGGAAAGGUUGAACUUCCUCCAUGGACUGAUAUAGUUAAAACUGCAAGAUUCAAAGAGCUUGCUCCUUAUGACCCUGAUUGGUAUUAUGUGAGAGCUGCCUCCAUGGCUAGGAAAAUCUAUUUGAGGGGAGGUCUCGGUGUGGGGGCUUUUAAGAGGAUUUAUGGUGGAAGCAAGAGGAAUGGAAGUCGCCCUCCACACUUCUGUGAGAGCAGUGGUGCUAUUGCCCGUCACAUUUUACAACAGUUGCAGGAAAUGAAUAUUGUUGAUGUCGAUCCCAAGGGUGGUAGAAGAAUCACAUCAAGCGGCCGACGGGAUCUUGACCAAGUUGCUGGCCGGAUUGUUGUUGCCCCUUGAUUGGUGAAUAGAGAUUUGUGCGGUUGCUGAUGAGAUACCACCAUGAAAAUUUUGGAGUAAGCUGUUGAAAGAUAUUCAGUUGAAGAUAAGUUUAGUCUUGUUUUCGUGGGUUUUGGAUGAUUUAAACUUUAUUUUCAUUUACUUGGUCAUGAUUUAUGGGUUUUCAGGAUGAAAUAUGUUUUUCAAUAUUGUCAACAGUAACCUUGAUAUGCUUAGCAUCAGACCUUUAUAGUAAUUUUUGUGAUAUCAUAUCUUAGAGUUUGUCCACUUGAAUCU
This is a messenger RNA of Cucurbita maxima (winter squash), 760 nucleotides long. RefSeq names its product 40S ribosomal protein S19-3-like. Gene Ontology annotation, biological process: translation; ribosomal small subunit assembly. The coding region runs from base 53 to 484 and encodes 143 amino acids. Gene Ontology annotation, molecular function: structural constituent of ribosome; RNA binding. The record is from RefSeq and is a predicted model, not a curated record. The transcript is spliced from 4 exons. Gene Ontology annotation, cellular component: cytosolic small ribosomal subunit; ribosome. Lineage: Eukaryota; Viridiplantae; Streptophyta; Magnoliopsida; Cucurbitales; Cucurbitaceae.